AUGAAGGAAGCCAAUUCCUUCCAAACCCAGAGAAAGCCCUCCGAGCAACACACCCCGUUCAGUUAUUUAGAAAGCGAUUUGCCUUCACUUUUCCUUCGGCGCCGAAAGACGAACAGGAGUUACGAUUCUACAUCAAUCUCCCCCAUCUCUCCAUCUGGUGGGGCUCAGGACAGGAAAAGGUCUGGGGGAUAUUCAAACAAGAGCAAUAUUGAUGGGAAUACAAGUUCACUGGCAUCUUCGUCUGUCUCGCAGACCAGCAAGCACCGGCUAAAUGUCUCGGACUGGAACGAGAAGGUAGUGCGUGAAUCAAGGUCUACCAAUGAGUCUCAAAAGUCUUAUGCUGCUGACCCUCCUCGUCCUCCGAAGCAUGGAUUUGAGUGGGUGUGGUUUCCGCAGGGCUAUUGGGCCGAACGAGAGAUACUCGAGCAUACCCCAAAGAAUCGAAAGAGCCCACACUGGUGGUUCAGUCGAUCCUCUGGGUCACGCAAAGAUAGCACUGGCAGCUCAGGUAGCAAAUCCAAAGCCCCAUCAACCAAGACCCCGACAACAACAAUAUCGGCCCCGAUUAAACUGGGGGGAAGCAGAUCAAAAUCGCAAGACAGCUCCCUCCUUCAGGGUCCGAACAACGUCGAAGGCCAGGCCAUAAGCUUUGAUUUCAGAAGUGGAUCUAAGAGGCUUGUCCGAGGGUUGCAGCUGAUGUUGCCAAUUUUCCCCCGCCGCACUUCACCUAGCGGCGAGCGCAAAGGUUUGAAUGACAAGACUAGGAAAGGCCUUGAGGUUUAUUUCCCGACGAAAAAGAAAAAUGUGCACUUAGAUGAUGGAGUAGUGGCAUCCUCAACCCCAAUACCGUCCCAGACAACAACCCUUCUUGAAGAAGCUUUCAGCUACUUCGAUCGAGCACGGGAGCCCAACAAUAGGCAUCAGCGUGGAAUAGAACACCCACUAACACCGUCCUCACCUGAGGCGAGGUCUCGUCAUGGAUUGGGACUCGCACCAUGGCAUCGCAGGACUUCACAGGAAUAUUUGGUGUCUGCAUCGAGUUCCGUCCAUAAACUCUUGAUGGGGAAGACACCUUUAGCAACUCCAGUAUCGGAACCCAAGUACACUGGGCCAGAUGUUGAAAUAUCUUCUCCAGGACAACCCAGUUUCCUGCCCUCGGAGGCGUCUCGACUCGUUACUCCACCAGAUUUCGAGGAGACAACCCCUGUACCAGAAUUAGGAGAGUUCCAUUUCCAUCUGAGCUCUCCAGAAGAAGAGCAAAGACAGACAAGCCAGAGGUCUCGGUCUGGCGCCCCGACUCAUAUUGAAGAGGGAAUAGCUUCUCCUGAAGGUUGUGGCGGCACAGCCAUAUCAGCAACUAAGAUGGCGAGGAGCACCAGUUCACCUCAAUUCGAAUUGAACUAUCCAGAGCACCUCCCAAACAGCCCCUUGUGCCCGAGAAAUCCAAUGCAUGAGAGUGGGGGCCUGGGCAUUUGCGUGUAUCACGGGAGGAGGAGGGAGACAAUUAGUACAGCUGAUGGGGUCAUAGGAGACGCACAGGAAUGA
This is a messenger RNA of Amorphotheca resinae ATCC 22711, 1545 nucleotides long. RefSeq lists its product as hypothetical. Bases 1 to 1545 code for a protein of 514 amino acids. The record is from RefSeq and is a predicted model, not a curated record. NCBI's taxonomy places the organism in Eukaryota, Fungi, Ascomycota, Leotiomycetes, Helotiales, Amorphothecaceae. The transcript has 4 exons.